Molecule: messenger RNA, 2543 nt
Organism: Labrus mixtus (cuckoo wrasse)
Lineage: Eukaryota; Metazoa; Chordata; Actinopteri; Labriformes; Labridae
Product: organic cation/carnitine transporter 2-like
Exons: 11
Coding region: 248-1906 (552 amino acids)
Biological process (GO): transmembrane transport
Cellular component (GO): membrane
Molecular function (GO): transmembrane transporter activity
Source: RefSeq, a predicted model, not a curated record
ACAUCAGUACUGUAGGGCUUGUAGGGAACCAUAGGAAGUAUGAUCGUCAUGUUUAUCACUAAGUAACUUUCACAAGGUAAGGAUUAACUUCUCAAUGAGUUUCUUUCCUGGUUAAAUAAAGGUUAACAAAAAAAGUAAGGUGUGGCUUCAGGUGUCUGGUGAGAAGAAGGCAAACUUGUUCACAGUAGAAAAUGGGCACAAAAACACAGCAGCAACAACAGUGACGGACACCUGAAAGGAUUACACAAUGAAGGAUUAUGAUGAAUCCUCAGCGUUUCUGGGUCAGUGGGGGUGUUUCCAGCAGGUUGUCUUCUUCGUGCUCGCUGCCAGCACCAUACCCAAUGGAAGUGGAGUUUUCUCUAUUGUCUUCCUUGCUGACAUUCCCCGUCACCACUGCCUGGUCCCAGAUGCCAAUCUCACUGAAGAUUGGCUCAAUGCUGUUAUACCAAUAGAGGUGACAGAUGGAGAAGAGGAGCGAAGUAGCUGCAGCAGAUACAGGCUGGAUGUUGUCAAAAAUCUCUCUUCUCAAGGAUUAAUUCCUGGCCGGGAUAUUAACCUGACCCAGCUGGAGCAGGAGAGCUGUGUGGACGGGUGGAGCUACAGCAAAGACAUCUACCAGUCCACCAUUGUCUCUGAGUUUGACCUGGUGUGCAGUGAGCAGUGGAAGCAGCCGUUCACCUCCACCGUCAUCUUCCUGGGAGUUCUUAUUGGAUCAUUCAUCUCAGGACAGCUCUCAGACAGGUUUGGUAGAAAGACUGUUCUCUUUGCAACCAUGGCGGUGCAAACCAUUUUUACCUUUGUUCAAAUCUUCUCGUCUUCUUGGUUGGUGCUGUGUGUCCUGCUCUUUAUCGCUGGAAUGGGACAGAUCUCAAACUAUGUGUCUGGUUUUGUGCUGGGCAUUGAGAUUUUGACUGGCAGUGUGCGGGUGCUAUUCUCAUCUAUGGGGGUAUGUCUAGGCUAUGCUGUUGGCUACAUGAUGCUGCCUCUCUUUGCUUACUAUUUAAGAAACUGGAAAUCUCUCUUGUUGGCUUUGUCUUUGCCUGGCCUGGCCUACAUCCCUCUCUGGUGGUUCAUCCCAGAGUCUCCCAGAUGGCUACUCAGUCAGGGAAGAGUGGAGGAGGCGGAGGCCAUAGUCAGAAAAGCUGCUAGGUGGAACAAAGUGGAGGCUCCACAGGUCAUUUUUGAAAAAUGCAGCUCUCAUGUUGAUGAGGUUAAGACACAACAAAAGGAACAUCACAAUGUAUUCAGUCUGCUGAGGACAAACAACAUCAGAAACACAACUUUGAUCCUGGGCCUUGUGUGGUUUACCCUGAGUAUUGGAUACUUUGGCCUGUCCCUGAACACAUCUCGGCUUCAUGCUGACCCCUAUCUCAGCUGCUUCAUUUCAGCUGCUGUAGAGAUACCAGCCUACAUCGCCUGCUGGCUUGCGCUGCAAUACAUUCCACGAAGAGUGUCUACAAUCUGUGUCCUGCUCCUCGGAGGAGUCUCACUGUUCUUGAUUCAACUGAUACCACAAAGUUUACAAAGUCUCUCUGUUGCACUCGAGAUGCUGGGGAAAUUUGGUAUUACCUGUGGUUCAUCCCUGAUUUAUAGUUACACAGCAGAGCUUUACCCGACAGGGCUCAGGAACACUGCGACUGGAACAUGCACCACUCUUGCCAGAGUGGGCAGCUGCAUUGCACCUUUUUUAUUACAGCUGAGCUACCUGAACAAGUACCUUCCAUACAUCAUUUUGGGGACUCUGUAUGUUGUGUCGGCCUUUGCUGCUCUCUUCCUGCCAGAGAGCUUUAGACGACCUCUUCCUGAAACUAUUCAACAGAUGCAUAAGAGAGGAAGCUUGAAGUGGCCAAUCAUCUCUCGGAAACAACAUUCAAAACCUGGGCUUCCUUUUGAAACAAAACUUUGACUGUCUAAAAUAUUUCAUGCCAUCAUUGACGAGUUAUUAGUCAUUAAAAAAGGUAAUAUGAUUAAAAAAAAAAAAAAAUGUACAAAAACUGUCCUCUUUGAGAAAUGACUUUUACAAGAAAUAAAGGUUGACAUAUUUUGACCAACAUUUGGAGUUGAUUACAUUGUGCUUGAAUUCUCUGCAUGGAGUUUAUGACAAAUGUAUUCCAAAUAUUUACCAUACACUUUGCAAUAUUGUGGUGCAGUAACUGUGGAACAAUGCAGUUGUGUCGUUAGUAAAAGAAAAAUCAUUAUUAAUAAGGGUAACAGCAGUAAAUUGCAUUGUCACAAACAUUGUCACACUUUUCCUUUCACUGUACCACCAAAAGGAGAAAAUCACUCCAGUUCAAAGGAUAUAUUUGAAAGCAUAGUCGCAUUAUUUGAAGAAAUGUUCAGUUCCUUUGUGCACAUUAAAGUGACAUCAUAGACACACCCGGGAUUUCUGUCCAGAUAUUUGCCUUACACAGAACAUCAGAUCUUCACUGGACAACCAGAGACUUCCUUUCAGCUGGGUUUUCAUUUUCCUCCACCUGGGUUAGUGUGUUAGGUUUCUUCUGGCAACAUCUAGUGUAAAAAAAUAAAAAUCAUUUAUACAGUUA